Messenger RNA from Dendrobium catenatum, 1997 nucleotides. RefSeq names its product double-stranded RNA-binding protein 2. The record is from RefSeq and is a predicted model, not a curated record. The transcript has 3 exons. Gene Ontology annotation, molecular function: double-stranded RNA binding. NCBI's taxonomy places the organism in Eukaryota, Viridiplantae, Streptophyta, Magnoliopsida, Asparagales, Orchidaceae. The coding region runs from base 296 to 1816 and encodes 506 amino acids.
AAGAUAGAACCCUACAUUUUUUUAAUCCUUCUCCAAAUUUUGCAGGAAAUUCCUUCAAGGAUUUUUGUCCUGAUAAAGCUCCCUCUUUUAACUGGCGUUCCUCACUUUGGCUACUCCGCAGAUCUCUCGCCUUCCUCUCAUGCCGCUUCAAAAAGCGAGUUAAAGUGAGAAUCUAAAGUUGGACGACUGAGCAGAACCUUAGCUGCUAGCAGCAUCCGGCGACCUCACUAGAUAUUAAGCUGGCGAAGGCGCCGGAGGCCAUUGGCUUCAUUUUGGGCGGUGAUUAGGGUUCAGGAUGUACAAGAACCAGCUGCAGGAGCUCGCUCAAAGGAGCUGCUUUUGCCUUCCUUCUUAUACCUGUAUACGAGAAGGUCCGGAUCACGCGCCUAGGUUUAAAGCUACUGUCAACUUUAAUGGCGAGAUCUUUGAGAGCCCGAGCUUCUGCACCACUCUCCGCCAAGCGGAGCACGCCGCCGCUGAGAUCGCUCUCAAUGCCCUCUCCUCACGCGGUCCCUCUCACUCACUCGCCGCCAGGAUCCUGGAUGAGACUGGUGUGUACAAGAACUUACUGCAAGAAGUUGCACAGAGAGUGGGGGCACCAUUACCAUCUUACAAAACUGUUCGCUGUGGUCAUGGUCACCAUACUUCGUUCACGUGCGCUGUGGAGCUUGCGGAGAUCUUGUUCACAGGCGAACCAGCUAAGAGCAAGAAGCAAGCUGAAAAGAAUGCAGCCAUGGCAGCAUGGAAUUCCUUGAAACAAUUGACACGCCAAGAGGUGUGUUCGGUAACUGAACCAGAGAACAAUGAUGAGCUGGAGCAAAUUACCGUUGCUCGAGCUCUGUUGAACUACCGCUUGAAAGAGAAAAUAGCCAUGGAAAACAAUCCCAAUGCUCCGCCAUUCCCUAAAAGGUUCCUGGUACAUCCUGAUAAGAAGCCGCCCUCAUUGCAGACUUCAUCUUCUGCAUCAAAGAUUCUUCCUAUGAUUCGACCAAGAUCUACUCCAAGAACCCGGCCCAGCUCCCCUAGAGCUACUGAAGAUUUUUGCUUUCAAUCGCAUCUUUCCCCGCUUGAAAACCAAAUGGCUCAACAACUUAAGUUCCAUUCAGCUGGAGCUGCACCUUACAGGUCCACCUACCAGCAUUUCAGAAUGUCCUCUGCUGGAAUGGCUGCACCUGUGAAUAUUAGAACUUCAGUUCCAGUUUUCUCAGCUCCUCCGUUACCACCUCCGCCGGUUUAUCAGCAUCUGCCUCCUGUUAUGAACUCGCCAUGGCGAAUGGCACCGCCUGUUCAUAUCAGGCCUGCCGUUCCUGUUUUCGAAGCUCCGCCGGCAUUAUUUUCCUCACAGCUCCAGGUUACCCAGAUUCAAGUAAAAGAAAAACAUGCAGUUUCCCCACUUCAUGAGAUUCAAUUCAAGGAACAAUUUCCUUCAGUUUCCCCACAUUCUGCAAUUCAACCGAAAGAACAACAGCCUUCAGCUUCCAAAGUUUCUGGAACCCAAGCUAAGUUUGUGCCAGGCCGAGCAACUGUAACGGCCGAAGAAGAAAAGGAAGAACCUUCCCUUCUAACUGCAGUGCAAGUCAAGGAAGAGACUCCAGCUAAAGUCACAGUAGAGCCUGCUCUGAUGAAUUCAGUACUAGUCAAUCAAGAACCUGUUCAUGUUACUUCAGCUCAAAGCAAAGAUAUUACCAAGACCGAAGCCUCUGUUGAAGCUCCAGAAAGAGCUAUAGUAGUAUCUGAGUCAAGCAAUUCGCCUGCUGCAAAGAAUGAUUUCCCUGAGCUUGAAAUGCUUGAGAACUUGAGAACACUUAAGCUCUGAUGCAUUGUUUACUUUAGGAGAGAUUCCUGAAUUUUUUUUUUUUGGUCUUCUUAGUGGUUAUCUAUUUUGUGCUAGUAAUUCCAUCCUGUAGUUGGUGGAUUUUAAUCCAUCAUACAUAAAUAUUCCAUUGAGAUUUUGAAAUCAUUCAAGAAUUUCUCCUCAUGAAUUAACCAUUUAUUUA